This is a messenger RNA of Colletotrichum graminicola M1.001, 1557 nucleotides long. Its product is annotated as cytochrome P450. The record is from RefSeq and is a predicted model, not a curated record. Bases 1 to 1557 code for a protein of 518 amino acids. Gene Ontology annotation, molecular function: iron ion binding; oxidoreductase activity, acting on paired donors, with incorporation or reduction of molecular oxygen, reduced flavin or flavoprotein as one donor, and incorporation of one atom of oxygen; heme binding. The transcript has 2 exons. NCBI's taxonomy places the organism in Eukaryota, Fungi, Ascomycota, Sordariomycetes, Glomerellales, Glomerellaceae.
AUGACUCCACUCACCACUGUUCAAGCAGUCAUCGUCUACCUUUUCACAGUCCUGUCGCUUCACGUAAUCAUCUCUAAGUUACGUAACUAUUACCGUGGACGCCAGUUUAGUCGGAAACAUGGCUGUCUCCCUCCACCAAAAGCGCGACUCCGAGACCCCAUCAUGGGUAUCGAUGUAAUGCUUGCCAAUGCGCGAGCCGCGCGCGAGCAUCGCAGCCUGCAGACCUUUGAAGAACGCUUCUACUCAAUAGGCGUAACCUAUAGCAGCAAGCUCCUCUUCGGCGCUCGCAUCAUCAUCACCAUGGAUCCAGAAAACAUCCGCUCCGUUAUAAACACCAACUUUAACGACUACGCCCUUGCGCCCUUCCGGCAGCCGGCGCUGAGACACUUCCUUGGCGACGGCAUUUUCACGACGGACGGCGCAAAGUGGCAAGCUUCGAGAGCCUUGCUGAGACCCAACUUUGUGCGUGAUCAGAUCGCCGACCUUGAGACACUGGAGGUUCACGUCCAAGAUUUAUUCAAACUGCUCCCGAGAGACGGGGUGACGCCGGUAAACCUGCAAGAGCACUUCUUCCGCUUCACGCUCGACUCGGCGACCGAGUUCCUUUUUGGCAAAAGCGUCCACAGCCUGAAGCGGCAUCUCAACAGGCAGGACGAGACGGAUAGGUUAGAUGCGCAGUUUGAGACGGCAUUUGCUGCUGCCCAAGCAGAGUGCAUGGAGUUUGUCGGACUCGGCCCCCUUGCCAAGUAUGCGCAGGUCAAGUCGCAGAAGGAGGUGGAUGUUGUACACCGUUAUAUUGACCAGUUUGUCGAAAGGGCGGUAGCCUUCCGCAAGGACUACGAUCAAGCUGGGCAGGGGAAUGAUGCCGGAGGGGGGAAGCCAAAAUAUCUGUUCUUACAGGAACUGGCCAAGCAGACCACGGACAGAAGCCGUUUGCGCUACGAGCUGCUGAACGUGCUGAUGGCCGGACGCGACACCACUGCCAGUCUUUUGGGGAAUCUUUUCUUUGUGAUAUCAAAGAGACCUGACGUUUGGUCCAAGCUACGUCAUGAGGUUGAUGGUUUAAACGGGGCCCUGCCGAACUAUUCUACUUUGAGGGAUAUGCUGUAUCUUCGAGCCUGUCUGCGAGAGUCAUUGCGGCUACAUCCUGUCGUCCCAGUCAAUACACGCAUCGCCAUGGCUGACACAAUCCUCCCAAGGGGCGGUGGCCCCGAUGGGAACAGUCCCGUGUACGUAGCCAAAGGUACCGCCGUCGGAUGGUCCGUGUAUGCUAUGCACCGACGAAAAGAUAUCUAUGGACCAGAUGCAGAUAAAUUUCGCCCUGAGCGCUGGGACAACAUACGAGUCACUUGGGAGUAUCUCCCGUUCAACGGAGGUCCACGCAUAUGUCUUGGCCAACAGUAUGCAUUGACCGAAGCAUCGUAUCUCACAGUCAGAAUGCUGCAGGAGUUUCAGAACGCAGAGAACAUGGAUCAAGGAGAGUGGGAGGAAGAGCUUGCCAUCACUGCUUGUAACCGACGGGGAUGUCAAGUAGUACUUACCCCUAAAAGGCCCUAG